AAUGAGAGGGAAAGAGAUGGAAGCACUGGCAACAAUUGUAUACCUCUGCUCAAUCGUCGUAGCUACGGCCAUGCCGGCGGUGGGUUGCAUUGUUGAAUCACCGGAAGGGGUGGCAAAAUGGUUCCAAAACUUGGGCCAUAGGAAGGAAAAGUUAACGACGUUUAAGUUGUAUUUGCAUGACCAGGUGAGUGGCAAGAAUCCAACUGCAGUUGUAGUGGCCCGAGCCAACUUCACUAGCAAGACUCCCGCCCCCACCCCGUUCGGGACAAUCAUCGUGAUCGACGAUCAAUUGACAGUUGGGCCCGAACUCAACUCUAAAGUCAUGGCCCGGGCCCAGGGGAUUUAUCUAUCGGAUGGGCUAGAGGAAUUUGCUCUAAACAUGAAUUUCAACUUUGUCUUCACGAGUGGGAAAUACAAGGGUAGCACUCUUAGAGCCCGUUUCAGAACACUUUCUUAA
This is a messenger RNA of Rhododendron vialii, 457 nucleotides long. Its product is annotated as dirigent protein 15-like. The record is from RefSeq and is a predicted model, not a curated record. NCBI's taxonomy places the organism in Eukaryota, Viridiplantae, Streptophyta, Magnoliopsida, Ericales, Ericaceae. The transcript has a single exon. The coding region runs from base 2 to 457 and encodes 151 amino acids.